Messenger RNA from Lonchura striata (white-rumped munia), 1353 nucleotides. It is a transcript of the gene SNRPF, whose product is annotated as small nuclear ribonucleoprotein polypeptide F. Lineage: Eukaryota; Metazoa; Chordata; Aves; Passeriformes; Estrildidae. The record is from RefSeq and is a predicted model, not a curated record. Gene Ontology annotation, cellular component: U1 snRNP; pICln-Sm protein complex; catalytic step 2 spliceosome. Gene Ontology annotation, biological process: mRNA splicing, via spliceosome; spliceosomal snRNP assembly. Gene Ontology annotation, molecular function: RNA binding.
GGGGCCCGGCAGCCUAUGGGAGCGCGGCGCGGUGGGAGGCCGGGGGUGAGAGCGGCGCCCCCGGAACGGGAAGCGGAGCCGUUCCGCGCCGCCCCUUGUCCCGCGGCGCGCACGAGCGCCCGCCGGGCCCGCGCUUCUCCCGCCAUGAGCCUGCCCCUCAACCCCAAGCCGUUCCUGAACGGGCUGACGGGGAAACCGGUGAUGGUGAAGCUGAAGUGGGGGAUGGAGUACAAGGGCUACCUCGUCUCCGUGGACGGCUACAUGAACAUGCAGCUUGCAAACACAGAGGAGUACAUAGACGGUGCGUUGUCUGGACACCUGGGUGAAGUUUUGAUAAGGUGCAAUAAUGUUUUGUACAUCAGAGGUGUGGAAGAAGAGGAAGAAGAUGGAGAAAUGAGAGAAUAGGUGUUUUGUAUUUCUGAAAAUAAACCUUUCUUUUCUUUUUUGUUUUUCAUACUUCUGUAGUAAGAUGUUUAUUUCUGUUGUGUUUUAGUAUGGGGAAAAUUAACUCUUUAAAAAAUGUUAAUAUUUUAUUGGUGUCUGAAAAACUAAUGCUGGAGGAGCUAUAGGUAAUUGGUUCAAUUGAAAGUUGGAAAUAUUGAAAUGAAAAGCAAGGACUUUAAAAAUACCUUAAAAGUUUUCUUCCCAUCUGAAAUACAGGAAGACUUGGCAGUAUCUAUACUUUACAGUAUGUAUGUCAUGACUAUUUAAAUACGUUUCAUCUUUAAACAUGUUUAUAAAACAUUUAGAAUUAGCUGGGAAGAUUUCACUGCAAGUGAGGCGUGGCGAUCUGUUAUACCCCAGUUUCCCUCAGAAAUAUUCUCCUGCUUUGAGUCAGGAAGCUUGAAGUGUGGCUGUAUGGUCAUUAAGAAAGGACAAAUGUAUAUCUACUUAGCAGCCAACAGCCACACAGCCAAAAGCCUCCUGGCAGCUGCAGGGAUCCACAGACUUCAGUGGCAUUAAUGGGGUUGAGGCAAGAGACUGCAGAAGGGAGUGUGCUUUGUGAGUCUCUGCUGAAGAAUGGAAAGGAUACUGUGGUCCUCCUGAGCAUGUUGUGAAGAUGUUCUGCCAAAAAGCUGCACAGGUUGUGACUGCAGUAGGUGCAUGUGGAGUGCAGAUCUCCAGGCCUGUUGUCUGGGAUCACGCAUCCUUUCAGAGACAACCGGAGUGGGCAGCGCUGGGUACUCGGGGCUGCGUUAGGAUAGAACACUGGUUAUGUGAACUGUGGGAAGGAUAGAUCCUGCAGAGAAAUACCUCCCUGUUUCUCUCUCAUGUUGGAAGUCAUCCCUGAAGCUAUCCAUGUGUUUCUUUACUAUUUACAUGUAUAAGUUUCCAUAAAGAGUGAAAAAUCAU